AUGCAUUUCUCUACUCUACUUGGGCUACUUCCACUGCUUAGCCAACUGGUCCUGGCUAAUACCAUUGACGAAAUCUGUGGGGGAGUCGAUGGAAUUAUCGACUGUAAAGGCUCGUUUGACGUACCUGUUAAGGCCAAGUUAAAAUACUGUCCUCAAGAGGUCUUCGAGGUUGACCCUUGCAAGACUAAAAAGACGUUUAAAUAUCCAUGUCCAACUUGGAAUGACCCGUUUAAGCUGUGCGAUGGCGAGACCUGUGUGCCUGGUACCGUUGAAAAGACAGUUAACCUACCAUGCGGGAUUAAUAUUAUCACAGAGAAGCGCGGUGUCUGUCAAGCCGUCCGCGAUACCUUGGGCAAUAUUGGCAAUGAAUUCAUUGACAAGUCCGGUGCCAUGUGUGGCUGCGUUCCCAAGGUCUUUAGCCUCAUCAAAAACGGAAUUUGGGACCGCAUUGGUACCGUCGGCGGACUUUUAAACAUCGACUCAGUUAUAAUUACUGAGGUUAUCCGGCUGCAAAAGUGCAUUAUCGACAAGAAAUUAGGCGUUAAGGAUGACCGCGAUGAAGUCAUUGAGAAACAACUGACGCGUGAGGGCGGAUGGGAUGUUCUUCGUGCAAAAGAGAUUGAUAUUGCGACAUAUGCAGAGAUGGUUGCGGCCGUCUCUCCUUGUCUUUCUGGAAUAUGUGACCCAACUAAUAUUUCAUAUUUCUUUACUCGGUAUCUCAAAGAAACAGCAACGCAGUUUGGUCUCCAGCUUCCAAAGAUGCUCCGAGAUUGGAUCAAGCUGUUUGAGAAACUGAACAGUAUCCUCGUCGCAAUAAAAUCCUCAUCCCAAACAGUCGCGACAAAUGUGGCAAGCGUUUCCAGCAAGGUGCGGACUACGCAGAAGGCUGCUUGCACAGGAAAAUUGUGUGUCGGCCCUGGCAUCUCAGGGUUUAACAAGAAGGUUGCGAAUGCUAUUGCUACAACGCAGGCCUUAAUGAACAUGCAAAAGGCCGCCUCUGAUUCCGCAAAGAAUACCCUUGCGAUGGUUGAAACAACCAAGAGGGUCAUUAAAACUUCCCAAUCGAUCCCAGACGCGAGCUUCUUCGUCAACUUGAUCAAGAGUGGAAAGCUUUCUAAGCUUGAAGAUAUAGGUCAGGCCAUUCAACUUACCACGGAUUUACCUGAAGCAGUUACAGAGCUUGGGGGCUUGCUCUCGCCUAUAGCCGAGCUCGCCAGUGGAUUUUCACCUUUGUCGGAGAAAGCUCUUGCAGCUGUCGAGGAGGUUAUUGCCUACCCAUGGAACAAAUACGCCAAAGAGCUCCAGGCAGACUCUUCUGGAAAGCUCAAAAAGCGACUGGUAGAGAUUCAGACUCUAUUCAAAAGUCAGCUACAAAAGCCACUCAAGGAUAUUAGCACAGGUGUCAGCAACUUACAGGUUCUUACAGAGAGCUCUCCUGUCAAGCCUGGUAACUUCCAAUAUGACUCAGGUAUUGUUAGCUAUAACCGAUGGACUGAACUCUCUAUGGAUGUUCCAUGCAUGAAAAAAGCAAGGAGCAAGUUUGAGCUUUCCGGGUUUAAGACAUUCUAUGACUCUCGUCAGUUUUACAGCUGCAAGUUUGGACCCCAGCAGAUCCCUUGGCCUGACCAUUACAUUCCCUAUAUUAAGUUCAGGGUUGGCUCUGCUGACAACUAA
This is a messenger RNA of Fusarium sp. VM40, 1674 nucleotides long. The record is from the annotation of a GenBank genome assembly. Lineage: Eukaryota; Fungi; Ascomycota; Sordariomycetes; Hypocreales; Nectriaceae.